CCUUGCUGGCUUAUGCAGUAUAUCCGUUUCCUGUGGAAGUGUGGAUCGGCUUGUAGUUUAAGGUAACUCAGUUAAAGAGAAUCAAAGUCUAUUUGAUUUAUUUAUUAAUUAACUUAAUUUGUUUUCCAAUUUAGGAUUAAAUUUCCAACAUGGGAAUAAAACCUUUUGUCCAACGAGGAAGAGUUGCCUACCUCACAUGUGGUGCUAACUAUGGAAAAUUAUGUGUUAUUAUUGACAUAAUUGAUCAAAAUCGUGCUCUGGUUUCUGGUCCUACAACAGGAGUCCGUCGCCAACCCUUAUCUUUUCAAAAGAUGAAGUUAACUAAAUAUAUUCUCAAAGAUGUUCAUCCAACAAUUGGAGAUAAAGCUUUGAGUUUAAAGUUGAAAGAAUCUGAUUUUGUUGAUCAAUUUAACAAAUCUAAGACAGGACAGAAUUUGAAAAAUAAAGAAAAGAGAACCAAGAUGACCGAUUUUGACCGUUUUAAAUUGCAAAAGACCAAGCAAAAGAUGAACAAACUCAUUUCAAGAGCUGCAAAGAAAAUUAGUCUUGUUAGCAAAAAAGCUAAAAAGUGAAAUUGAAUAAAUUAUCUUUGAAAUAAAUUGCAAUUGUAUAAAUUA
This is a messenger RNA of Tetranychus urticae (two-spotted spider mite), 617 nucleotides long. It is a transcript of the gene RpL14, whose product is annotated as ribosomal protein L14. NCBI's taxonomy places the organism in Eukaryota, Metazoa, Arthropoda, Arachnida, Trombidiformes, Tetranychidae. Gene Ontology annotation, cellular component: ribosome; cytosolic large ribosomal subunit. Gene Ontology annotation, molecular function: RNA binding; structural constituent of ribosome. Gene Ontology annotation, biological process: ribosomal large subunit biogenesis; translation. The record is from RefSeq and is a predicted model, not a curated record.